This is a messenger RNA of Contarinia nasturtii (swede midge), 1844 nucleotides long. RefSeq names its product probable cytochrome P450 6a13. The coding region runs from base 58 to 1542 and encodes 494 amino acids. NCBI's taxonomy places the organism in Eukaryota, Metazoa, Arthropoda, Insecta, Diptera, Cecidomyiidae. The record is from RefSeq and is a predicted model, not a curated record. Gene Ontology annotation, molecular function: oxidoreductase activity, acting on paired donors, with incorporation or reduction of molecular oxygen; iron ion binding; monooxygenase activity. The transcript is spliced from 7 exons.
UUGAGUACAAAUUUAGUUCAAAAACGGCUGCUAAAGUGUAAAUAACAAAAUGUUAAAAUGUUCGUGCUUGGAAUUGUUUUGAUUUUGAUCACUUCGUUCUACAUUUGGUUAAAAUGGAAUUACUCCUACUGGAAACGACUUCAAGUGCUCGGUCCGAAACCAACGCUUUUGGUGGGUAAUGUUGGACCAACUUUUACCUUUUCGGAACAUUGGGGUAUACUAGUCGACAAAUGGUACAGAGAUUAUUCAAACGAACCAUACGUUGGGUACUAUAAACUCUGGAAUCCAGCUAUUUUAGCUCGGGACGCUGAUUUGGUAAAAGAUGUGAUGAUUACAAAUUUCAAUAUCUUUCGUGAAAAUGGUGUUAAGGCGAGCAAAAAAUACGAUCCACUAUUGGCUGCAAAUCCAUUUUUUGCUUUAGAUGAAGAAUGGAAAACCCUGCGCAAACAAUUGACUCCAAGUUUUUCGCCAAGCAAACUCAAAACUAUUUCGCCGAUGAUGACUGGCGUUGGAGAUGAAUUUAUCAAAUUUAUAAAAUCUUAUACAUCUGAUCACGAUUUUGAGGCUAAGCAUCUUUCAAUGCGAUUCAUUACUCAAAAUGUGAUGAAGUGUGCAUUUAGUAUCGAUGCCGAUAGUUUCAAUAAAGAUCACGACUCCGAAUUUCUUUUAUUAUUAAAAGAAAUAUUCGAUCCAUCAUUAUUAGUUGGAUUAAAAUUUUUGGCGUGGCCACAUCUAUCACAAACUGUCGCUGACCUACUUCCAUUUCCAUUCAUCACCAAAUCCACAGACCGCGCCAUUCGACAUUUGAUUGAAACAAAUAAAGCGGCACGAUCUGGAAAUAUUCAAAGUCAAGAUUUUUUCCAAACAAUGCUUGAGAUUCAAAGAAAAUUUAAUUUCGAUGAUACUUUAUUGGCUGGUCAUGCAGUUUCUUUGUUCACCGAAGGCACUGAAACUUCAAACACAACCAUGUCAUAUGCUUUGUACGAAUUAGCAAAAAAUCCAGAAUGUCAAAGGAAAUUAUAUGACGAAAUUUCGAAAGUACUUUCAAAAUACGAUGGACAAAUUACAUUUGAUGCGAUCCAAGAGAUGCCCUAUUUAGAUGAAGUAGUACUGGAAACAUUACGAAUCCAUCCUCCCGUGCUAACAAUGAGUAAAGUUUGCACCGAAAACUAUACUUUGCCAAAAACUAAUGGACAAUCGGAACCAGUGACCAUUCGACCAGGAACUUUUGUUCAAAUCCCCAUAUACUCUAUUCAUAUGGAUCCGAAGCAUUAUCCAAAUCCAGAAGAAUUUCGGCCAGAACGAUUCAAUGAGGAAGAGCAACGCAAGCGUCAUAAAGGAACUUAUUUGGCUUUUGGAGAAGGACCGCGUAUUUGUCCAGGCAUGCGAUUUGGAAUGUUACAAGUUAAAUACGCUUUGGUACGCGCCGUUCAAAGUUUCAACAUCAAACUUUCGCCGAAUCAUAAACCGAUUGUUUUAGAUACACAAUCAUUUUUAUCCGUUCCAAAAGAUGGUAUUCUUGUUCGUUUUGAAUGUCGAUAAAACUAUGCUAAACUAUUCAUUUUUCUUUUGUCAAUUUAGCGAAGCAAAAUUAUUUGGUCACUUUUCUUCAUUCAUUUUGUAUUUAGAAUUAAUAUUAAACGCACUAACUUUCAAUAUUAUUGUUGGACAAUGUUAACACAUGGUCCACUUAAAAACAAAAUUUCUUUUGUAUGUAAUUAACUGGUUAAAAUGCUUUAAAUAUGAUAUUCAUACUAAAUUUAAUAAAUGAAAGAAACCAUUGUUUCAUUGGAAACAAGGACAAUCCAAUUUUCACUAAUAAACUGAACUACAUUUAAAAAGUG